Molecule: messenger RNA, 4645 nt
Organism: Hypanus sabinus (Atlantic stingray)
Lineage: Eukaryota; Metazoa; Chordata; Chondrichthyes; Myliobatiformes; Dasyatidae
Product: zinc finger protein 229-like
Exons: 2
Coding region: 293-1645 (450 amino acids)
Biological process (GO): regulation of transcription by RNA polymerase II; central nervous system development
Cellular component (GO): nucleus
Molecular function (GO): DNA-binding transcription factor activity, RNA polymerase II-specific; RNA polymerase II cis-regulatory region sequence-specific DNA binding
Source: RefSeq, a predicted model, not a curated record
GAGAAUCGGCAGCGAGUAGGAUUUGGAUUUUGGGCGGGGGCUUCAUCAGCAUCGGUGUUCGCACACUGACUGAGAGAUAAUUACUGUGGAGCCCUGGCCAGACCGUGGUCCCGCAUCCGGGAAGAGUCUCAAUUCUUACCCUCACUCGGCCCCACGAUCUGUGUCGGACCCUGAGAAGCUUUCUGCUGAGGAGCGAAGGUUAGAAACAACAAAUAAUUUGUGUGCGGAGAUCUCAAAACACCACAAGAGAUUCACUCAUUCAGCCGACCCACAGUGAGUUCAUACUGGGGAGAUGGCGUUCACGUGCUUAGACUGUGGAAAAGGAUUCACUCGGUCUUAUCAACUGAAGGUACAUCAACAAAUUCACACUGGAGAGAACCCGUUCACCUGCUCAGACUGUGGGAAAGGAUUCACUCAGUCAUCUGAUCUGAACAUACAUCAGCGAGUUCACUCUAGGGAGAGGCAGUUCACCUGCUCAGACUGUGGGAAGAGAUUUACUCAAUCAUCUCACCUUCUGGCACACCAGUCAGUUCACACUGGGGAGAAGCCAUUCACCUGCUCAGACUGUGGGAAAGGAUUCACUCGGUCAUCCCAACUGAAGGUACAUCAGCGAGUUCACACUGGAGAGAGGCCAUUCACUUGCUCAGACUGUGGGAAGGGAUUCACUCAGUCAUGUCAUCUGAGGGUACAUCAGAGAAUUCAUACUGGAGAGAGGCCGUUCACCUGCUUAGAAUGUGGGAAGGGAUUCACUCAAUCAUCUCACCUACUGGCACAUCAGUCAGUUCACAAUGGGGAGAAACCAUUUACCUGUUUAGACUGUGGAAAGGGAUUCACUCAGUUUUCCCACCUACAGACACACCAGUCAGUUAACAUUGGGGAGAGGCCAUUCACCUGCACGGAUUGUGGGAAGGGAUUCACUCACUCAUCCAGCUUACAGACACACCAGUCAGUUCACACUGGGGAGAAGCCAUUCACCUGCACAAACUGUGGGAAGGGAUUCACUCGGUCAUCUCAACUGAAGGUACAUCAGCGAGUUCACACUGGGGAGAGGCCAUUCACCUGCUCAGACUGUGGGAAGGGAUUCACUCAGUCAUGUCAUCUGAAGGUACAUCAACGAAUUCACACAGGGGAGAGGCCAUUCACCUGCUCUGAAUGUGGAAUGCGAUUCACUCUGUCAUCCCACCUACAGAUACACCAGCGAUUUCACACUGGAGAGAGGCCUUAUAUGUGCUCAGAUUGUGGGAAAAGAUUCACACAGUCAUUUAAACUGAAGGUACACCAGCGAGUUCACACUGGGGAGAGACCGUUCACCUGCUCAGAAUGUGGGAUGGGAUUCACUCAGUCAUCCAACCUACAGACACACCAGCGAGUUCACACUGGAGAGAGGCCAUUCACUUGCUCAGACUGUGGGAAAGGGUUCACUCUGUCGUCCCAACUGAAGGUACAUCAGCGAGUUCACACUGGGGAGAGACCGUUUACCUGCUCUGAAUGUGGGAAGAGAUUCACUCAGUCAUCCAGCCUACAGACACACCAGCGUGUUCACACUGGGGAAAGGCCAUUCACCUGCUCUAAAUGUGGGAAGGGAUUCACUCGAUCAUCUCACCUUCUGACACACUACCAAGUUCACACUGGGGAAAAGGAUUAAAUAGGGAUUCUCUCGGUCAUCUCAACUGAGGGUCCAUCAGUGAGCUCACAGUAGGGGAAAAGGUUUAAAUAGGCUGCACGCUGGAAAAUUAACCUUCACAGUUGCUGAAUCCAGAGGCAAGUUCAAAGCGAGUGUUGGUGUUGAACUCUGCGAUCAUUGCUGCUGCUUAUCACACCCAGUUCUGCACCCUGGUCACUGGGCUUGGGAUGUGUUUCUUCUGCUGAUGUUCACCAUAAUAGGACUGUAGUUUAAUAUUCUGGAUCUGUGAUUAAUAAAUCAGUUCUAUUAACUCUGCCCCAGUUACUCAGUAAAUCUACAAUACACACAGUGUACUGUGAGGAGUCAACUUAGCCCAGCUGGUCCCUGUCAAACUUUUGGUUUCACAGAAGUCCUAUUAAAUCCAUCCCUGCUGUUCACCUCUCGCUCUCCCUGUGAUGACGGAUUCCAAACACUCGCCACUCUGGGUGAAGAGAUUUUCCUUGAAUUUUCUGCAUGACUUGCUGCGGUCUGAAGGAGCUGACGAGGAGCUGACCACCUUUGUGUCUGUCAUCUUCUUCAUCCUUCCAACCCCUGGGCUGAGGAAGAAUGAAAUUACUAGAAACCUUUUUCUUGCUCCUUUCAACCUUCUGCUUCUAAAGGGCUGCCUGUCACUCAGCUGGAUUGUUACAAUACACAACUCUCCUCUAACGUCUGAAAGCAGAGUGGAAAACCAUCAAUUGGAUGUUCAAUGGAGCAGAGUCAGAAACCAGAGAUGGGAUAGCAUGGGGAAGAGUUUGGGACUCGGGACUGUUAUGUGGAAAACUUUAUGAUGAGCAGGGAAACAGCAGGGGCACAGUAACGAAUUUCAGAGUAACAACAUUUAGAAGCUAAUUGACAAGAGAAAAAAAUUAGAUUGACUUUGGCUGUUAACACAAAAUGCCUGUUGAUAUUGAGUAUAUUGCUUGUGGGAGCUUGUUGUGUUAAACUGCCCACUGAGUUCUCAUAAAAUCAUUGAUUCGAUUUGUGCCAUUAAGCAGAAGGAACGCAAUGCUUGUAAACACCAUGAGCUUCAGAAUGUGCUGUUACUGCGAAAUGAGUGCACAGGUGCCAAGAAUCUACUGUAUCUAAUGGUUUAAUUCACACUGGGGAGAGGCCAUUCAUUUGCUCAGAAUGGGAAGGGAUUUCACCUAAUGGCACACAAGUUAGUUCACACUGAGGGGAAACAACUCACCUGCUCAGACUGUGGGAAGGGACUCACCCAGUCAUCCACCCUCUGGCACACUACUGAAUUCACACGGGAGAGAUGGUUCACCGGCUCAGACUGUGGGAAGGCAUUCACUGAGUCCUAUAAACUGAAGGUUCAUCAGUGAGUUCACACUGGGGAGAGAUAAUUCACUUGCUCAGACUGUGGGAAGGGAUUCACUCACUCAUCCAAACUUGUGACACACUAUCAAGUUCACACUGGGGAAAAGGUUUCAAUAGGGUGCACGCAGGAUAUUUAACCUUCACAGUUCUGCACCCUGGUCACUGGGCUUGGGAUGUGUUUUAUCUGCUGAUUUUCACCUUUAAUGGGACUGGACAGAUUUCCCUUUAAUUUCCUGCAUGACUUUCUGCGGACUGAAGAGGCAAGACAACUGAAUUUAUGUUUAACAUGUUCUGCGUCCUGAAAUCUCUGGGCCAAGGAAGAGUGACAUUGGUAGUUCACUUCCUUAUUCCCUGCUCAUUUCAACUGUUAUGUGUCAUUUUCAUUGAAGAGCUGUAUCUCACACAGGUCAGUUGUCACAGUACACCAUUGUCCUUGAAAGUCUGAAAGUAGAAUGGAGAACCAUGAGUUGGAUGUUCAGUGGAAUAGAAUCAGAAAGCAGAGACAGAUUGGCUCAGGGGAGAGUUUGGGGCUCUAGGCAGAGAUACCGGUAGGAGCAGAUGCUGAUGAGCAGGUUAGCAGGGUGCGUGGCAAGGAAUGGCAGAGUAGCAACAUUUGAAAGCUGAUUGAUGAAAAAAAGUAUUGGUUUGACUAUGAUGUUUGACACACAGUCUGUUGACAUUGAGCAUAUUGCCUAUGGGAGCUUGCUGUGUUAAAUUGCCCACCAAGUUGUCAUAAAAAAUAUUGACUGAGUGAUACUAUUUCGCAGAAGGUAGGUAAUGCUUCUAAACCCUUUGAAUGGCACUGUUCUUGCCAAGAAAUCUGUGAGCUUAAGAAUUUACUGUCAAAUGCACAGGUGCCAAAGGUCUGUUGGACUUAAAGGUGUAAUUUUCAUUUUCAUUUUCUUUGCAGUUUAACAAUUUUUAUCUUGUAUUUUAAGUUGCCUUUGUGUGCAUAGCAGUUUCAUAUGCCUCUGGUGGCUGUGCAAAAUAGAAUUCUAGAAGUUUCUUUAUACUUCAUUAAGUGAGUAAGGGUUUUCUCAUUGGUUGAUUUUGAUGCAGUAUUGGCUAAGUUCUUUCUAAUGGAUUAUUAUUGUCUAUAGAAUUGAAUGGAUUUGUUCUCAUCUUUGGGUAUAGAAGUAGCUCUUUUAUGCUGGGUGCCAUCUUUAGUUUCUCUCUCUUCUUGGUUUUAGACCCCUGUCACCGUUCUGUUCCUGUUCUAUCAACUUUGAAUAAAACAAAUAUGUAGCAACAAGUUUUAUGCCUUGUUCCUGACUUCUAAAAGAACCUCGGAUUUAAACACCAAAGUCUGUCAUUUGUUGUGGUCAGCAGAAUUUAGAACGCAGAACAAUCCAAGACAAAGAGGAAAUGUUUAGUGUGCAACAAAAUGUGCAAGAACUUUCUUUUAUAUUGCAAACUGAGAAGAAAAAAAUAGGUCUGGCUUUUUCAUUGUCGGAUGGAAAUCAGGAUUGAGUACUGCUGCAUUGCUAUUUUUCAAAGCAGAUUUGUUAAAAAGAAACACAUGCCAGUGGAAUCACAAAUGAGUUCCUCCAGCAUUAUGUGUGUGUUGCAUGCUGGUAGAGCCACGUGCAAACUGGUAAAGUGCUAAUUAAAUUUGUACAAGCAUUUGAGCACUGAUAAAAAGAUAAUAAAUUUGAG